Molecule: messenger RNA, 588 nt
Organism: Ambispora leptoticha
Lineage: Eukaryota; Fungi; Glomeromycota; Glomeromycetes; Archaeosporales; Ambisporaceae
Source: the annotation of a GenBank genome assembly
AUGGAACCAAAAACGCUUAUUCUUGAUUUGGAUGAGACUCUGAUUCAUUCAGCCUUAGGAGGAUCACGAGCCGCUGCGCAAAUGAUAGAAGUUAUGGUUGAUAAACACGCUUGUCUAUAUUAUGUUCAUAAAAGGCCACAUGUUGAUCGAUUUUUGAAAAAGGUAAGCGAAUGGUACAAAGUAGUUAUUUUUACUGCUUCCAUGUCAGAAUACGCGGAUCCUGUCAUUGAUUGGUUAGACCCAAACAAAAAUUUGAUAUCAAGUCGAUAUUUUCGUGAGGUCAGCACAAUUUCUUUUAAUAAAAUAAGUUUGAUCUAUGAUCCUCCUUUUAUUAUCGAGGCAAAAUCAUGCACAAAUCGCAGUGGUGUUUACAUGAAGGAUCUUACUAAGGUCGAGCCUGAUCUUUCCAAGGUUUGUCUGAUAGAUAACUCGCCCAUCUCAUACGCAUUGCAACAGGAAAAUGGAAUACCUAUCAAAGAAUGGACUAAUGAUCCUAAAGAUGAAGCACUUUUAGAUUUGCUGCCAUUUCUGGAUGCUUUAAGAUUUACAGAAGAUGUCAGAUCUGUUUUAUCAUUACGGAUAUUUUGA